AUGGUGUGCGCUGGCACCGAGAACAAGCUGAGCUCCCUGUCCGACCUGGAGCAGCAGUACCGGGCGCUGCGCAAGUACUACGAGAACUGCGAGGUGGUGAUGGGCAACCUGGAAAUCACCAGCAUCGAGCACAACAGAGACCUCUCCUUCCUGCGGUCCAUCAGAGAAGUGACGGGCUACGUGCUGGUGGCGUUGAACCAGUUUGAGUACCUGCCCCUGGAGAACCUGCGCAUCGUUCGGGGGACCAAACUCUACGAGGACAGAUACGCCCUGGCCAUAUUCCUCAACUACAGGAAGGACGGCAACUUCGGACUCAGGGAACUCGGCUUGAAGAACUUGACUGAAAUCCUGAAUGGCGGCGUGUACGUCGGCCAGAACAAAUUCCUGUGCUUCGCAGACACCAUCCACUGGCAGGACAUCGUGCGGAACCCCUGGGCCUCCAACUUCACCUUGGUCCCAAUGAACGGCAGCUCGGGCUGCGGCCGAUGCCACAAGUCAUGCACUGGACGAUGCUGGGGACCCACGGAAAAUCACUGCCAGACCUUAACGAAGACAGUGUGUGCGGAGCAGUGCGACGGCCGGUGCUACGGGCCCUACGUCAGUGACUGCUGCCACCGGGAAUGCGCUGGAGGCUGCUCCGGGCCUAAAGACACCGAUUGCUUUGCCUGCAUGAAUUUCAACGACAGCGGAGCAUGUGUCACCCAGUGUCCCCAGACGUUCGUGUACAAUCCCACCACCUUCCAGCUGGAGCACAACCACAAUGCCAAGUACACCUACGGAGCCUUCUGUGUCAAGAAGUGCCCACACAACUUCGUGGUAGAUUCAAGCUCUUGUGUUCGUGCCUGUCCAAGCUCCAAGAUGGAGGUUGAAGAAAAUGGUAUAAAGAUGUGCAAGCCCUGCACUGACAUCUGCCCUAAAGCUUGUGAUGGCAUUGGCACAGGAAGUUUGGUGUCAGCCCAGACGGUGGAUUCCAGCAACAUUGACAAGUUCAUAAACUGCACCAAGAUCAAUGGCAACCUUAUCUUUCUCGUUACUGGCAUUCACGGGGACCCGUAUCACACAAUUGCUGCAAUCAAUCCAGAGAAAUUAAAUAUCUUCCAAACAGUGAGAGAGAUAACAGGGUAUUUGAACAUACAGUCAUGGCCUGAGAAUAUGACAGAUUUCAGAGUGUUUUCAAACCUGGUAACUAUUGGAGGAAGAGCUCUGUAUAGCGGCCUGUCUUUGCUCAUCCUAAAGCAGCAAGGCAUUACCUCUUUGCAGUUUCAGUCCCUGAAGCAAAUCAGUGCUGGCAACAUCUACAUAACCGACAACAGCAAUUUGUGUUACUACCACACUGUCAACUGGACCAGCCUCUUCAGCACGCCCAGUCAGAAGACGGUGAUUCAUCGGAAUAAAAAAGCGGAGAACUGCACUGCCGAUGGGAUGGUGUGUAACGAGCUGUGCUCGAGCGACGGCUGCUGGGGCCCGGGGCCCGACCAGUGCCUCUCCUGCAAGCGCUUCAUCAGGGGCAGGACCUGCAUAGACUCCUGCAACCUCUACGACGGGGAAUUUCGAGAGUUUGCGAAUGGUUCUGUCUGCGUGGAGUGUGAUCCCCAGUGUGAAAAGAUGGAAGAUAAUAUGAUCACGUGCUAUGGGCCGGGGCCCGACCACUGCACAAAGUGCUUUCAUUUCAAGGAUGGUCCAAAUUGUGUGGAAAAAUGCCCUGAUGGCUUGCAGGGAGCAAACAGCUUCAUUUUCAAGUAUGCCGAUGAGGAUCGCGAGUGCCAUCCUUGUCACCCAAACUGCACCCAAGGGUGCAUAGGUCCACGUCUCGAGGACUGCAUCGGCCUCAUGGAUAGGUGUAGAGGUCCCGCUAGUCAUGACUGCAUUUACUAUCCAUGGACACGCCAGUCCACUUUACCACAACAUGCUAGAACUCCUCUGAUUGCGGCAGGAGUUAUUGGUGGCCUCUUCAUCAUCGUCAUCCUGGGCCUGACGUUUGCUGUGUACGUUCGGCGCAAGAGCAUUAAAAAGAAGAGGGCCUUGCGAAGGUUCCUGGAGACCGAGCUCGUGGAACCCUUGACCCCAAGCGGCACAGCACCCAACCAAGCACAGCUUCGUAUCUUGAAGGAAACGGAGCUAAAACGCGUCAAGGUUCUUGGCUCUGGAGCCUUUGGAACAGUGUACAAGGGUAUUUGGGUCCCUGAGGGAGAAACUGUAAAGAUUCCUGUGGCCAUUAAGAUCCUCAAUGAGACCACUGGUCCCAAAGCCAAUGUGGAAUUUAUGGACGAAGCCCUUAUCAUGGCCAGCAUGGACCACCCGCACCUGGUGAGACUCCUUGGUGUCUGCUUGAGCCCAACCAUUCAGCUGGUCACGCAGCUGAUGCCCCAUGGCUGCCUGUUGGAUUACGUUCAUGAGCAUAAGGAUAAUAUUGGCUCCCAACUUCUGCUGAACUGGUGUGUCCAAAUAGCCAAGGGAAUGAUGUACCUGGAAGAGAGGAGACUUGUUCACCGGGACUUGGCAGCCCGCAAUGUCCUGGUGAAAUCCCCAAACCACGUAAAGAUCACUGACUUCGGCCUGGCCAGGCUUUUGGAAGGAGAUGAGAAGGAAUACAAUGCUGAUGGAGGCAAGAUGCCAAUUAAGUGGAUGGCUCUGGAGUGCAUACACUACAGGAAAUUUACCCAUCAGAGUGAUGUUUGGAGCUACGGGGUCACCAUCUGGGAACUGAUGACUUUUGGUGGAAAGCCAUACGACGGAAUCCCGACUCGCGAGAUUCCCGACCUCUUGGAGAAGGGCGAGCGGUUGCCCCAGCCUCCGAUCUGCACCAUUGAUGUUUAUAUGGUGAUGGUGAAAUGCUGGAUGAUUGAUGCCGACAGUCGGCCUAAGUUCAAGGAGCUGGCAGCUGAAUUUUCUAGAAUGGCACGAGACCCCCAAAGAUACCUGGUUAUUCAGGGAGACGAUCGUAUGAAGCUCCCAAGUCCAAACGACAGCAAGUUCUUCCAAAACCUUCUUGAUGAAGAAGACCUGGAAGAUAUGAUGGAUGCUGAAGAGUAUCUUGUUCCUCAAGCCUUCAACAUUCCUCCUCCCAUCUACACUUCUAGGACAAGAAUUGAUUCCAACAGGGUAAGAGCGAGUUCUGAUAGAAAAUGCCGGUUAUUACAAAAGCACAGAUAGCAAUUUACCUACACUGAUCCAACACAGGCCCGAGCUGCCUUGUGUCUUGUGGCCUGUGCUCUGGUUUUGCAAGGAGCAGUCACAGAAGUGUUUGGAGAAGAGGCCUGCUGCAACGGCACCCUGCGCAAGCCGGCGCGCGCCCGCGACGACGGCAGCGCCCAGCGCUACAGCGCUGACCCCACCGCCCUGGCGCCCGAGCGCGCCGCCCGCGCACACCUCGCCGACGACGGAUACAUGACGCCCAUGCGGGACAAGGCCAAGACAGAUUACCUGAACCCCGUGGAAGAGAACCCCUUCGUCUCCCGGCGGAAGAAUGGAGAUCUCCAAGCUGUGGACAACCCCGAGUACCACAACGCUCCGAACGGGCAGCCCAAAGCGGAGGACGAGUACGUGAACGAGCCCCUGUACCUCAACACGUUUGCAAACACCCUGGAAAACGCCGAGUACCUGAAGAGCAACCUGCCAGAGAAAGCCAAGAAGGCCUUUGACAACCCCGACUACUGGAACCACAGCCUGCCCCCGCGCAGCACCCUCCAGCACCCGGACUACCUGCAAGAGUACAGCACAAAAUACUUUUACAAGCAGAACGGGCGCAUCCGGCCCGUGGUGGCGGAGAAUCCCGAAUACCUCUCCGAGUUCUCCCUGAAGCCUGGCACUGUGCUGCCCCCGCCGCCCUACAGACACCGGAACACGGUGGUGUAGGAGCGCGCCGCGGCCGCCCCUUCCAGCCGCCGCGCUCCUGCUCUCUGCCCCCGUCCCCUUCUUCCUCCCGUGAGCUUCCUCUUCUCGCCCCUCCGCUCAUUUUUGAUAUUUCCAAGUGAAAGGAUGGCUUGGAGUCAUUUGCAGAUUGGGUUGGCAACCUGGAAGGAAGGAAGGGAAGAGGCCGAAAGGAGGAGGUGCAACUUGGCCUUUCUCACUCGCCGCAGAUCCGGCGGGUCCGACGAUCCCAGUGGAGCCAGUCGGGACAGUGUUGCCUGCUGUGGAGCAGGGCCCAGUGAUCCAGCCCGACGCUGCCGGGAGGUCACGCAGAGCCUCUUUCUUUCGGCAGGAGCUCGUGAGAGUCUGUUCAGCAUUCCUGGAAAUCUUGAUGCAGUUUCCAAUGGGAGGGAAAAACAUGGACAAUUUUUAUAUCACGUGGGUAACGUAAUAAUUGAGAUUGAGAAUCCAGUUCCUUUCUCUAACACUUUCUACCCCAGCACCUGAAAAUGGCUAACCUGGCUUUUCAUAAUCAUUCAGAUCCUCAUUGUGGCCUUCCAAGAAAUUAUGAUGUGACUCUAAUAUCUGGCUAACCCCUCACUCUGAGCCACACCAUGAUUUUGUGCCACCUCCUAACAACAGAGACUUUAACUCAAAACAUGGGUGCAUGACAUGACCAUUUUUGUACACGCAUCAAUACGACAAAUACUUUGAACAUACAAGUCCUUUCAGAAAAAGUUAACAAAAACACACCUCCAACGUGCUCUUUUUGAAGCUACAAGGCCAAGAAACCA
Molecule: messenger RNA, 4643 nt
Organism: Nothoprocta perdicaria
Lineage: Eukaryota; Metazoa; Chordata; Aves; Tinamiformes; Tinamidae
Gene: ERBB4
Product: erb-b2 receptor tyrosine kinase 4
Exons: 30
Biological process (GO): protein phosphorylation; cell surface receptor protein tyrosine kinase signaling pathway; positive regulation of kinase activity
Cellular component (GO): basal plasma membrane; signaling receptor complex
Molecular function (GO): transmembrane receptor protein tyrosine kinase activity; ATP binding; epidermal growth factor receptor binding
Source: RefSeq, a predicted model, not a curated record